This is a messenger RNA of Fonsecaea multimorphosa CBS 102226, 1443 nucleotides long. RefSeq lists its product as uncharacterized. Gene Ontology annotation, molecular function: transmembrane transporter activity. The transcript has 2 exons. The record is from RefSeq and is a predicted model, not a curated record. NCBI's taxonomy places the organism in Eukaryota, Fungi, Ascomycota, Eurotiomycetes, Chaetothyriales, Herpotrichiellaceae. Gene Ontology annotation, biological process: transmembrane transport. Bases 1 to 1443 code for a protein of 480 amino acids.
AUGUCGACCUCUCCUAGUCGCCGGUUCGAUCGUGAUGCCGAGAUCUUCGAGCUCGUUGACUCCAAUACCACUCAAAACCAUGCUUUCGAGGAAUCAUCUGUCAAUCAACUGGAGGACCAUCUACCGCAUGAUGCUGUCUCUGUUGAAGACGUGCCUCCGAACGGCGGCUAUGGCUGGGUAUGCACGGCCUGUGUCUUCCUGAUCAACGCCCACACCUGGGGCCUUAACAGCGCAUGGGGUAUUUUCCUCGCCCACUACCUCAGCGAUCCUGUUUUUCAACACGCGUCACAGCUCGAGUACGCCUUGAUUGGCGGCCUGUCCAUCUCUCAGUCUCUGCUUAGUGCACCUGUCGUGAACAUCUCCACGAGACGUAUCGGCACGAAGGCCACUCUUCUCAUCGGCACCGUCCUGCUGUUCGUUGCCCUGUUCGGCGCCUCAUAUGCGACCGAGAUAUGGCAUCUCUUCUUGACGCAAGGGGUUUGUUUCGGCUGGGCCAUGGGCUUGCUCUACAUCCCGGCGACUGCUUCCCUUCCGCAAUGGUUCUCCACUCGCCGAAGCCUGGCCAUGGGGAUUGCGUCUUCGGGGGCAGGCCUUGGAGGGCUGGCGUACAACCUUGCGGCAGGUGCUAUCGUCCAGAGCAUGGGCGUGAACUGGGCUUACCGCAUACUGGCAUUCUGCGGACUCGCCGUCAACGGAGUGUGUUCGCUCUUGCUCAAAGACCGCAACAAGGCCGUGCAACCGUUGCAGAAUGCUUUCAACUACCGCGAAUACGGUCAGGUUGAGGUUAUUCUGGUUGUCCUCUGGGGAGUGUUUACUGAACUGGGGUAUAUCGUCUUGCUCUACUCCUUGCCCAACUACGCGACGUCGAUCGGUCUCACGGCAGGGCAGGGUUCCGUUGUUGGUGCUGUUCUCAGCCUUGGUCUUGGAGUCGGCAGGCCUGUAAUUGGAUACUAUUCGGAUGCCUUUGGCCGCAUCAACAUGGCGACAAUCAUGACCGCUGUCUGUGGAGUUCUUUGCCUCGCCCUAUGGGUGCCAGCGAAAACCUACGGCGUCCUCAUAGCCUUCGCUCUCACGGCGGGAUGCGUCUGCGGCAUCUUCUGGAACACAGUCACACCAGUGACGGCCGAAGUGGUGGGACUGAAACGACUGCCUUCUUCCUUUGGCGUCAUUUGUCUGUCCUUGGUUGUGCCCACAACCUUCGCCGAGCCGAUUGCCCUGGAGAUGGUCAGUGCGUCUGGAUACCUCAGCUCGCAGAUUUUCGUGGGCUGCAUGUUCCUGCUUGCUGCCGCGAGCACAUGGGUGCUCCGAUCGUGGAAGAUCAACCAGGUCGAGUUGAAAGCCGCAAGAGAACAGCGAAUCAACGAUCCAGAUGCUGUACAGAAUCGGACGGACCAUGGCCAUUGGCUGACGCCGCAAAAGCUGCUCUGGCUAGGCAGGGUAUGA